Falco peregrinus (peregrine falcon) is the source of this 1917-nucleotide messenger RNA. Its product is annotated as interferon regulatory factor 4-like. The record is from RefSeq and is a predicted model, not a curated record. The transcript has 8 exons. Gene Ontology annotation, biological process: immune system process; regulation of transcription by RNA polymerase II. NCBI's taxonomy places the organism in Eukaryota, Metazoa, Chordata, Aves, Falconiformes, Falconidae. Bases 75 to 1592 code for a protein of 505 amino acids. Gene Ontology annotation, cellular component: nucleus. Gene Ontology annotation, molecular function: DNA-binding transcription factor activity, RNA polymerase II-specific; RNA polymerase II cis-regulatory region sequence-specific DNA binding; protein binding.
AGCCAGCGCGACGCUUUCGCUUUCAGAGCCCCGGCACGUUCCCCCGGGGUGGCGGGGCCGGGCGCGGGGCCGCGAUGGCGGAGCCGGGGGCGCCCAUGCGGCUCAAGGAGUGGCUGAUCGCGCAGAUCGACAGCGGCCGGUACCCGGGGCUGCGCUGGGAGAACCGGCACCGGACGCUCUUCCGCAUCCCCUGGAAGCACGCGGCCAAGCAGGACUACCGGCAGCAGCAGGACGCCGCGCUCUUCAAGGCUUGGGCCAUCUACAAGGGGAAGUACCACGAGGGGACGGACAAGGCUGACCCCUCCACCUGGAAGACGCGUCUCCGCUGCGCCCUCAACAAGAGCACCGACUUCCAGGAGGUGCCCGAGCGGAGCCAGCUGGACAUCUCCGAGCCCUAUAAGGUGUACCAGAUUGUGUCCGAUGACGCCUGGGAUGCAGAGAAGGAUGGUGACAUGCAGUCCCCGGACAGCAAAGAUCAGCAGGGCAGCACUGCGGGGAGUCUGGAGGAGGCAAACCAGAAGGGCACAAUGGAGACAUGCCACGAGUCUCCACUGCCCCUGCUCUCUGCGCAGCUGGCCAAGCGAGCCCCACGUCUCAUCCCUUGUGCAGGCAGUGCCCAUGGUGAUGGAGAUGGGCUGGGGACUCCCUCCCUGCUCCAGCAGACCCACUUGAUCAUGCACUUAGGGGCUUUAAUGAGGCCCAGUAACAAGCAGCAGUGGUGGGAAGGACCCUGCUGUCUGCCUGACUCCAGGGGCUGGGUCCAGGACAGCACCCGGGAGCCCUUGGGGACAGCUGCCCAUGUCCCUUUACCACCUCAUCUCUGCCCUGGCUCAGCGUACCAUGUGAGGGGAGUCUUCUAUGGCUGGAACCCAACCCACGGCCACCUCCUCCCCAGACCCCCGUCCUACCUCCCCGUAGAAGACAUCAACCACUCAGACUGCUGGCUCCACGUCCGCCUGUACUACUGUGACGUGUUGGUGAAGGAGGUCACCACCCGCACGGCCGAGGGCUGCCGCAUCACCUCCCGCGCCGUGCCAGCUGACAGCGAACGCCUCUACGGCCCCUCCUGCAUGGAGCAGAUCGAGUUCCCCCCACCGCGAGUGCUCGGCGGCAGCGGACGGCUGGCCGGCAUGACUGACGUGCUGGAGCGGCUCCUGCCCCACCUGGACCGCGGUGUGCUGCUGUGGGUAGCGCCCGAGGGGGUCUUCAUGAAGCGCCAGUGCCAGGGUAGGGUGUACUGGAACGGGCCACUGGCCCCGCACAGGGACUGGCCCAACAAGCUGGAGAGAGAGAAGACCUACAAGCUGCUGGACACGCAGCAGUUCCUGCAGCAGCUGCGGGGGUACCUGAGCCACGGGCAGCCCACGCCACAGUACCAGAUCCACCUGUGCUUCGGGGAGGAGUACCCCACCAGCGCUGGGCACCACUUCCAGAAGCUUAUCAUGGCCCACGUGGAGCCGGUGUUUGCGCGGGAGCUCUUCCAUCACGCCCAGUGCAUAGGGCCAGCACUGCUCCGUGACUCCCCCCAACCCUGCACCCCCGGUGCCUCCAGCCACAUUAUCCACGUCCUCAAACAGCUCUGCCAGCCCUGAGCCCGAGUGAGUGGGACAGAAGAGCCCAGUUGCGACAAAGCCUCGGAGCGGGAUGCUCUGCUGCCCCUCGGCCACGCUCCGGUGACGUUCCCCGAGCCGCUGUGCAUGGGGCACUCAGCACUGCAGGGCCGUGCAGGCGGGCACUGCCCAGGACGAGGACGGCUGCCACCCCCGCACAGAUCGUGGUAUUUAUUCCCCAGGAGCCACCGGGUGGGAUUUCCUGUGUGCUUGUUUGGUGAGCCGGGGCAGUCAGCUCCAUCCUUGUACCUUGCACGGCAAGGAUUCGUUGUUUAUAAACCUUAGAAAUAAAGGUUGUGUUUUGGUA